AUGGAUGGACUGGAUGUUAAAAGUUCACCGAGCGCCAUUCUUUCACACUGUAAAGACCACCAUGGCGCGGUACAACCAGAGGUGUACAGCAACUUCGAGCCCGUCCCGUUCCCGAUCGCAAUUGUUGGCAUGUCGAUGAGGCUUCCUGGCGGUGUCAAUGGUGAGAGGGAGCUCUGGGACUUAUUGAUCAACAAACGCGAUGGCCGUUGCAUAGUUCCCCAGGACCGAUACAAUAUUGAAGCAUUCUACGAUGAGACUCGUCCUGGUGCGAUUCGGACCCAGCACGGCUACUUCCUUCAGCAAGAUAUAUCGCAGGUUGAUGCUGGAUUCUUCGCUAUGAGCAAGCUAGAAGCCGGAAAACUCGACCCGCAACAACGAAUACUGCUUGAGGUUGUAUGGGAAUGUUUGGAAAAUGGGGGUCAACUCCCAUCCCAAUGCCGUGGAAAGGACAUUGGAUGUUAUGUUGGAGUGUUUGGUGAAGACUGGUUGGAUUUGAUGAGCAAGGACACCCAGGCCAUCGAUCGGUUCAGGGUCGUCAGCGCGGCGGAUUUCGCCCUUUCGAACCGAAUAUCCUACGAGUAUGAUCUGCGGGGCCCCAGUAUCACAUUUCGCACUGGUUGCUCUGCGGCCCUUGUAGGUCUACACGAUGCGUGUCAGGCACUAUACACAGGCGAAUGUUCGUCGGCGUUGGUGGCAGGGACCAACUUGAUCAUCACACCAACGACCACUAACGCCGUCUCGGAGACUAUGGCACUUUCUUCAGAUGGAAUUUCGAAAACUUUUGAUGCUUCUGCAGAUGGCUAUGGAAGAGGAGAAGCUGUAAAUGCAAUCUACAUCAAGCCGUUACAUGCAUGCCUCAGGGAUGGGGAUCCCGUUCGCGCUGUGAUACGAUCUACAGCGGUCAAUUGCGACGGCAAGACACCUAGCAUAACAACUCCAGGGUCGCAAGCACAGGAAGCACUCAUCAGAAAAGCUUAUCAGAAAGCAGGGGUUUCUGAUAUCAGUAAAACAGCGUUCUUCGAGUGUCAUGGAACGGGCACAAUCGUUGGCGACACAGCUGAAACAACUGUAAUUGCCAAUGUGUUUGGUCACGAAGGCAUACAUAUAGGAGCGGUGAAACCAAACUUGGGCCAUUCAGAAGGCGCUUCUGGAAUCACCAGUGUGAUCAAGAGCGUACUCGCGCUCGAGCACAGGAUCCUUCCUCCCAAUAUACAUUUCAAUACCCCAAAUCCUAACAUCCCUUUCAAAGAAGCAAAGUUGCAAGUGCCUGUGGAUCCAACGCCUUGGCCGGCAGGUAGAUGUGAGAGGAUCAGCGUCAAUUCAUUCGGUAUAGGGGGUACCAAUGCACAUGUUGUCUUGGAUUCUGCCCUCUCUGUAGGUGCAGUAUCCCAGUCUGGGGUAGCAUCCGACGAGAGACCAGGCGCACCACACCUUCUGCUCACCUCUGCCAAGUCGGCCGCAUCACUGGAUGGCAAUAUCAAAAUAAUCAGCGAUUAUCUACAUGACGCCCCAACUGCUGCUGCAGAUCUUGCAUAUACACUGGCGUUUAAACGAGAGCACAUGCAACACCGAGCCUUUGCCAUCGUGGAAAAAGAUGGAACGAUUUCGACAUUCGAGAAAGCGCGUGCAAUCAACCCGCAGAUCUGCUUCGUCUUCACCGGACAAGGCGCACAGUGGCCAGGCAUGGGACGAGAGAUGAUCCUGAGCUCUGAGAAGUUCCGCCGAUUUCAGGAGGCUAAGUUCGCACAACCCCUUUGUACCGCCAUCCAGGUGGCCCUGGUGGACUUCCUCCGGGAGCUGGGGGUCGUGCCGUCCAUUGUGGUAGGACAUUCGAGUGGCGAAAUUGCCGCGGCGUAUGCUUCAGGAGCAAUUACCGCCGCCUCUGCAAUCAAGAUCGCAUAUUUUCGUGGACUGGCUAUGGAGUUAGCAAAAGGAAAUGGCGCUAUGGCUGCAGUCGGUUUGGGGCGUGCUGAAACAGAGAACUAUCUCAAGAAUGGCGUGGUUGUGGCGUGCGAGAACAGCCCUGAAAGUGUGACCAUCUCUGGAGACGAGCAAGCGGUCGAUGAAAUGUUGAAAGACAUACAAGCACAAGGCGAGGUGUUCUGUCGGCGUCUUGCAGUUAAUGUGGCUUACCAUUCACACCACAUGAAUGAGGUGGGAGAACUAUUCGAGUCACUACUUUCGGAAAUUUGUUUCAAUGAAUCUAUGACUCCACUAGUAUCCACGGUUACAAACGAAACUAUCUCUGACCCUUGCGCUCUGAGCCCCUCAUACUGGAGAAAAAAUGUCGAAAAUCCAGUCAUGUUCAGCACGGCACUGAGCAAGAUAUUGUGUGAUGAUGAAAAGGCUCUAGCGUUUGUUGAAAUUGGACCACACUCGGUGCUCUCUGGCCCCUUGCGGCAAAUCAUCGCCGGUACAAAUUCCAAGCGAAGCUGCUCAUACACAUCAACCCUUAUUCGAAAUGAGGACCAAUGGAGAUGCUUGAUGAGCACGGCUGGGCAGUUGUACGCCCAGGGAAUUUCUCUGGACCUAUCAUCGUUAGUCCGUCCUGCAGCCACAGUGACAGACCUUGCUCCCUACUCGUGGGAUCAUAAUGAAUCCUUCUGGAGUGAGACCCGUCUAACGAGGGACUGGAGGCUUCGGUCAGCUCCCCACCACGAGCUGUUAGGAAGUCGAGCUCUGGAGUCGAGCGACUUGGAACCCGUAUGGCGGAAUAUGUUACAAGCUGAAAAUGUACCGUGGUUAUUGGAACAUAAAAUAGGGGGAGAGGUCGUCUUUCCAGGUGCCGGAUACGUGGCAAUGGUUGGGGAGGCUAUGCGUCAGAUUUCUCAGGUUCCCGAAUAUUCGGUGAAAAAUGUGUUUAUGCGAGCUGCUUUGGUGCUGAAAGAGGCGAAAUUGCAGCACGUUGAGAUCAUCACGAGCCUUCGACCGGUGAAACUGACCGACAGUUUAGACUCCGGUUGGUACGACUUUACAAUCACUGCAUAUAACGAAGGCGAGUGGAAGAAGCAUUGCGUCGGCCAGGUGCGGGCAGAGCGAGAUGGCUUCAGUCAUGAAGAUGGCACAGUAUCUCCAUACUCACGUGAGGUGCCGGCCAAGGAAUGGUACGACGCUUUGGAGAAGCGAGGACUGGAGUACGGCCCCAAUUUUCGCGGGCUUCGAGACAUUACCGCAAGCCCUACAACCACCGAGGCCGCAGCGACGCUAUAUGAGCCUACCGCGCUAACCGGUAGUUGCUAUGCUCUCCAUCCUGUCGUGAUAGACCAAUGUCUCCAGCUGUUGAGUGUAGCAGGAGCCAAAGGAAUUCAGCGUUCCAUGACUCAAUUGUGCAUCCCCACCGCUAUUGAGAGUCUAUACGUUGCGCCCGGACAAGAGGUGAUGUCUUUGAAAUCAACAUGCGAUGCAGCUGGAAACACGUUCACUGGGGAUGCUUUAUUGCUUGCGGGUGAAAAGCCUGUGCUUUCUUUGAGGCGUUGCUUCUUCUUUGGAAUCAGUGAGUCCGCGAUCAACGAUGAAAAUGGCGCGUCCGCCGCAACUUUGCACUGGAAGCCUCAUCUAGAUUUUUUACCACUAGAGAGCCUAAUCCCACCAAUCCCAGCCGACAUAGAUCGCGGGCGAAUGGCUGUGGAGUUGACGAACUUAUUCAUAUUGGAGGCAUACCACCGGACAAGGUCAUCCAGACCAACAAAGGAGCACCUCAAAAAGUACCACAAGUGGUUGCUCUCCCAGUACGAAAGAAUAAAGAGCGAAGACCCCAGCCUUGUAUUCGAAAUGGAUAAGUCUGGCUCCAAUCCCGAAGGGUAUCUGUCGCAGAUCGAAGAGUUCGGCGAAAGCAUCGAGCAUGCUUUGGUGAGCAGUGUAUAUACUGCCGGUUAUGAGAUGUUGUCACAUAUUGCAGGCAUUUUAGAUGACAGCCUCGACGCCCUUGAGAUUAUUAGCGGAAGUGAUGCGGUCAGUAGUAUGUAUCAGGAGUCCUCUCGUCUAUGUCCGGCGGAGAAUUUCCUGUCACUGCUCAGCCAUUCCCGACCAACACUCAGAGUCCUGGAGGUUGGUGCAGGGACAGGCGGCGCCACCUCGGCAGUUCUCGAUGCCCUUUAUGAUGCAACAAAGCACGAGGGUCCUUUGUACUCCAGCUAUACAUUCACUGAUAUUUCAGCUGGGUUUUUCGCAAAAGCAAAAGAGCACUUUAGGACCUUCCCUGGUAUGAUAUACGAGACGUUCGACAUAUCCAAGGACCCUGAGGACCAAGGCUUUGCCGUGGAGGGCUAUGACUUGAUCAUCGCUUCAAAUGUUGUUCAUGCUACCCUGAGAAUAUCGACCUCGCUUCGCAACCUGAACAAACUUCUGGCUCCAGGGGGGUGGCUUUUCCUCACAGAGCUCUGUCCCGGACUCCCCAUGAUCAAUUUCAUCAUGGGUACCCUCCCAGGCUGGUGGAAUGCAGAGGAUUCAAGGGAGACACCAGUGGUUCCUGUCUCACGAUGGCAUCAAGAGCUCCUGGAUGCGGGAUUCACUGGUGUGGAUAUUGUCCGCUACGACAACGAACCACCAUACGAGACUAAUGCUUACAUCCUGUCACGGCGACCUCAGGCCAGGGCAUCUCUAAAUAAAGAGAUUGGUUUCCUUCAUAAGGGCAAGAUCCCUAGUUUGGCGUACACACUUGCACAGGCUUACACACACCAAGGCGUCAAGGUCACUUGGUUGACCUUGAACGACCUGUCUUCUUCGAUAACGGACGUCAUAUCCUUCCUUGACAUGGAUAGCCCUUUCUUGGACAGUCUCUCGGAUGAUGAGUUCCGUGCCUUUCAAGGCUUUCUGUCUAGUGUCAAAGGCCACUGCCUCUGGCUGAUGCCGCCGGUUCAAUUUGGCGGUGGAGAUUCAGACCCUCGAUUCGGCCUAACCCUGGGAUACAUGCGAACGGUAAGGAAAGAAAUCUCUACAAAUUUUGCAACGCUUGAACUCGAGCAGAAUGAAUCUGGUGCAGCAGAGAAGAUUGCGCUUGUAUUCGAAAGAAUCUGUCGACAAUCAGGCAAGAACCCGAUUAAUGAGGACUACGAGUUUGCCCUUAAAGAUGGAGCAGUUCAUGUCGGUCGAUUUCGCUUCCAAUUCCUCCACCAAAUGAUGGCUGCCGAUGAUAGCUUCGAGCAGAGAUCUUUAGAUAUUGGGUGCUUCGGUAUCUUUGAUUCUCUGACUUGGGCUCUGGAUGGGCGUGUGGGACAGCUUGGGGAACACGACAUAGAAGUGGAUAUCCGCUUUGUGGGGCUCAAUUUCAGAGACAUCAUGAUAUCGAUGGGAUUGAUGGGAGAAACUUCCGAGAUCGGACUUGAAGCGGCCGGUAUUGUCCGCAAUGUGGGAUCAGGGGUACAGAAUAUUCAAGUCGGAGAUAAGGUCUCAAUUUUUGGAAAGGGCUUAAUGGGCACUCGAAAAAUAGUGCCCGCAGAGACUUGUCUUGUGCUCCCGGAAGGAUUGUCCCUCAAAGAUGCAGCAGCAGGUCCCUGCGUAUUCUCCACCGCUCUCUACUCGUUGGUGAAGUGCGGAAAUCUACAAAAGGGGCAGACAGUUCUGAUCCACAGCGCGUGCGGCGGUGUCGGCUUGGCCGCAAUUCAGAUAUGCCAGUCAAUUGGAGCCGAAAUAUUCGCCACGGUCGGAAGCUUAGAGAAGAGAAAACAUCUUAUGGGAGAGUUCAACCUUCCCGAGGAUCAUAUAUUUGAUUCGAGGAGCGUUAGCUUCCAUAGGGAUGUGAUGAAGGCGACUGGUAAUAGAGGAGUGGAUCUCGUUCUGAACUCUCUUUCCGGCGAACUAUUGCAUGCCUCUUGGAAAUGUGUUGCCCCCAUGGGUAAAAUGAUUGAGUUGGGUAAGCGUGACUUCCUCGGUCAUGGUAAGCUGGAUAUGGACCUCUUUAUGGGAAACCGAACCUUCAUUGGUGUGGAUCUUCUUCAAAUUGGCGAGCAGAAUCCUGAGGUUAUUCGAAGCUUAGUGCAGCAAUUUGCUCAUUCUAUCGAACAAGGGAAGCUCCGUCCUAUCCGGCCUGUUACUGUUUUCAAGGCGUCCGAUAUUGCUAAAGCAUUUAGGCAUAUGCAGACUGGCAAACACAUGGGCAAGAUUCUGGUGGAAAUGCCAGAAAAACCAUCUGAUUUACAGGUGUCUAAGCUGCAGGCUAAAGGGGCCCUGUUCCGCAGUGAUGCUUCUUACUUGUUGGUUGGUGGGCUUGGAGGUCUCGGGCGUGCAGUGGCAAGAUGGAUGGUGGAGAAGGGCGCCCGGCAUUUGCUAUUCAUGUCCCGGUCUGGCUUGGAGACAACCAAGGCUCGAGAAUUUGUCCUGGAUAUGGAAUCUCAGGAGAAUUGUCACAUUCAGGUAGUGACAGGUGAUGUCACCAAUAUCAACGAUGUUGAACGGGUCGUAUCUGCCGCGGUACGGCCCAUAGCGGGAAUUAUGCAAUUAUCCAUGGUGCUACGAGAUCAAACGUUAGAUAAAUUGGCAUACGAGGAGUGGACUGAGGCACUCGCUCCGAAGGUCCAAGGCACGUGGAAUAUUCAUCACGCAACGCGAAAUUGCUCCUUGGAUUUCUUCGCUCUACUUAGCUCUGUCUCUGGUACUGCCGGUCAUACAGGACAAGCAAAUUAUGCGGCUGCCAAUACCUUCUUGAACGCUUUUGUCACUUAUCGUCACUCCAAAGGGCUACAAGCUAGUGUACUCGAUAUUGGCUUUAUGGGAGAUAUUGGAGUUGUCGCUGAAACAUCCCAUAAAAUUAGGGAAAUGGUGGAAAUGAGCUCAUGGGAAGUGCUGGAAGAGCCUGAUUUACUCAAGGCCCUGGAAAUACAAAUCAUGCGAGGUGCUCCCCACCUUUGCAUAGGAAUGGGAACAACGAAACCAGUAUCACAGAUCGAGAACGGCAGCACGUUUGGGCAAGAUGCACGCUUCCUGGCGUGGCAUAACAUGCUAACUGCGUCGGAAGGUGGGAGAGCUAAUCAGGAUAACGAGCUCAAAACGUUGGUCAACGCGGUCAAGCGCGACCCCUCUCUUCUCUACGAUCCAGCUACUGAGACCAAGAUUACGCUCGAAAUCGGUCGAAUGGUUGCCUCGAACAUGUCCUAUCCCGAUGACAUGCCGUAUGAGGAGCUAUGUGAGAUUGCAAUUGACUCGUUGAUGACCAUCGAGAUACGUAGCUGGUUCCGGCGAAAUGUCGGCGUUGAGGUAUCACUCGCUCAGAUAUCGAAGGCACAAAACGUCAAAGGACUCGGCGCGAUUACCAUGCAGGUCCUCCGUGAGAAGCACAAGUCCGGGGAGCUUGAGAACGCGAAGGGGUCUCUUGUCGGUAACGGCAAAGACGAUGUUGAUGAGAGCGUGCUCUAUCGGGCGGACUUGGAGUUGGCUAAGUCUCUAGAGCCAAUAUCAGAGCACGUUCCGUGCUGGCAUUCCGAAUCUGAAGGACGGGUGUUUGUGACCGGAUGCACCGGGUUUCUGGGUGCCUUCUUUCUCUCUACUCUAACUAGUCACCCGCGGGUGAAGGAGAUCGCGUGCUUGGUGCGAGCGCCAGAUGCCGCAGCAGGCUUGGCACGUAUCAAGGAGAACCUGGAGCACUACGGACUGUCAUUGGACUCUGAAUCUAAAGUCAUCGUGGUACCUGGCGAUCUCACCGACUCGACACUGGGACUCGGGCAAGAGAAGUACGAACAUUUCGCUCAAUGGACCAGUGUUAUCUUCCACCUUGCCGCCCAAUGCAACUACAUGCCUUCAUACUCGGAGCUCCGCGGCGCCAAUAUCCAUGGGUUCUCGAAUAUUCUUCGGUUCGCCAAUACGAAGCGCCUCAAGCCCGUACAUUAUACCUCCAGCAUUUCAGCCUGCGGAACAUCUGCAUAUCUCGAGGGUAGGGAGCUUAUCGGCGAGAAUGAAAGACCCGUCCUCAACACUACGGGCUCCGAAAGAAAGCUUGUCGGUUACAGUGAGACCAAGAUCGUGGCCGAAAGCAUCGCCUGGGAUGCCAUCGCAAACGGCAUGCCAGUAACCAUCCAUCGCCUACCAGUCAUAUCCGGCCACAGCAAAACAGGCAUUGCCAACCCCACGGACGGUUUCCAACAUAUGAUGGUCAGCGCCAUUCGCGUUGGAUGCUACCCCUCUCCCCCGGCCGCCCGCUGUCAGAUGAUCCCAGUCGACUACGCCAGCUCAGCGAUCCUGGAAAUCGCGCUCAGCAAUCAUCACAGCCAUGCCUACAACCUUGUCAUACCUGACCAGUCUCAUACGCUGACAUGGGAUGAUGUUCUGGACACGGUGGCACAUUAUACGUCCCCCCCGUUGAAACGGGUAUCGGCUUUAGAGUGGGCUGAUAUUGUGGCAACGCAUGGUGAACACCAUUUCAAAGUCGCGUCGACGUUCUUGCAGGAUAAAAUUCGGGAAUUAUUGGUGUACUGGGAGGCGGAGACGAUGACGAAGACUGUGUAUGAGAAUGCGAAUAGUCGGCGUGUUUUGCUUGCGUCGUCGGAUAUGCCGGAGUUGCCUUCUAUGCUGGAGCUGUUGAGUAAGUACUUUAAGGUUUGGCAGAAGGAGGAGCAAAAGCAGCAUCGGUGA
Aspergillus piperis CBS 112811 is the source of this 8562-nucleotide messenger RNA. RefSeq names its product polyketide synthase. Gene Ontology annotation, biological process: secondary metabolite biosynthetic process; fatty acid biosynthetic process. The record is from RefSeq and is a predicted model, not a curated record. Gene Ontology annotation, molecular function: fatty acid synthase activity; oxidoreductase activity. NCBI's taxonomy places the organism in Eukaryota, Fungi, Ascomycota, Eurotiomycetes, Eurotiales, Aspergillaceae. Bases 1 to 8562 code for a protein of 2853 amino acids. The transcript has 7 exons.